AUGACCCUCAGACUAUCAGGCAUGUCAGGUCCCAGUACCCCGGUUCAUUCUGAGCAUUCAGAGUCGACGGUUGAAGGACUUCCACCUCGUCCUGGAGUUGUAUCUAUAUCUCCACCCAGGGCACUUACACCCCCACCUGUAGCUGGACCUUCACGUCCACCUGGAUACCCUCGUAGUGGACAGACCCCUAUUGCACCUAUACCACUUAGGGCUAUACCCCCGCCCGCUCCUGUGAUGUCCCCACCUGCUCCCCUUAUACGACCUCCUAUCCGUGGACCUCCACCAGAUCAUGAGUCUUCUGGAUUUUCAGGUGUCGGACCCUCUUAUCCGUGUUCCCCUCUUUCGGUACCCUAUCACUACUAUCAGGCACUCUUGAUGGAGAGAGAGGAGUUGUUGGGCCAGAUUGGAGAGUUGACACAGGCAAUGCAGAAUUUAGAUCCUAACAGGAGAGAGAGACAGUUGAGAGAGGAGAUACGUGCUUUCAGGACAGAGGCAGUAGAGAGAUUAUAUGGGAUCACCGCACCACUUGCCAACAGUGAUCCUGAAGGCACCAACAGCAUCAAUGAUAACAAUGAUAACCGGAAUGUCAACAUAGGCCCAGUAGAUCCUGCUGUGGCCCAACUAAUUCAAAUUUUGGCACAACAAACUGCUCAUCUUACCCGACAACAGCAACAUCAAGAGAAUCCUAGGGUAACUUUUAAAACUUUUCAGGCAGUUAAUCCUCCAGAAUUUAAGGGCUCAGCAGAUCCUGUUGCAGCCCAAACAUGGUUAAAAGAAAUGGAAAAGUGUUUUGAAUUAGUUCCAGCAAGUGAGGACCAGAAAACAAAGUUUGCCAGUCAUUACUUAAAGAAUGAAGCAACGUAUUGGUGGGAAUCUGAAUUGUUUUUAGAAAAGUAUUUUCCUAGGUUUCUUCAAGAUCAAAUGGAGUUGAACUUUUUAGAGCUGAAACAAGGAAAUAUGUCUGUGGUUGAAUAUGAGAAUAAGUUUGCGGAAUUGGCUAGGUUUGUGCCAACCUAUGUAGAGACUGAUAGGCAGAAAGCAAAAAGGUUCCAACAAGGUCUGAAGCCUUGGAUUAGGAGCAAGUUAGCUAUUUUGCAAUUGGAGACUUAUGCAGCAGUGCCGAUAUCCAAAGCCCCGUAUAGGAUGGCACCCGUAGAGAUGAAAGAAUUGGCAAAACAAUUACAAGAGUUAUUGGAAAAAGGAGUGAUCAGACCGAGUGUAUCCCCAUGGGGAGCACCAGUGUUGUUUGUAAAGAAGAAAGAUGGAAGUAUGAGGUUAUGCAUAGAUUACAGAGAGCUUAAUAAGCUUACUAUCAAGAAUAGAUAUCCUUUACCCCGUAUUGACGACUUGUUUGACCAGUUGAAAGGAGCAGAAUAUUUUUCUAAGAUUGACCUUAGGUCAGGAUACCAUCAGCUCAAAAUCAAAUCUGAGGAUAUACCUAAGACAGCUUUUAGAACAAGGUACGGUCAUUAUGAAUUUUUAGUGAUGGCUUUUGGAUUAACGAAUGCACCAGCAGCUUUUAUGGAUUUAAUGAAUAGAGUCUUUAAGAAGUAUUUGGACAAGUUUGUGAUUGUUUUUAUAGAUGAUAUUUUGAUAUAUUCUAAGACAGCUGAGGAGCAUGCGGAACAUUUAAGAACAGCCUUAGAGAUACUAAGAAAGGAGAAGUUGUAUGCAAAGUUUUCUAAAUGUGAAUUUUGGUUACAAGAAGUUCAAUUUCUAGGACAUAUAGUGAGUCGGGAGGGAAUCAAGGUAGAUCCAGCAAAGAUUGAAGCUAUAAUGAAUUGGGAAAGACCAAAGACCCCCACAGAGAUCAGGAGCUUCUUGGGGUUAGCAGGUUACUAUAGAAGGUUUGUACAGGAUUUCUCAAGAAUUGCAACCCCAUUGACUAAGUUAACUAGAAAGAAUGAAAAGUUCAUAUGGAAUGAGAAGUGUGAGGAAAGUUUUCAGGAGUUGGAGAAGAGAUUAGUGUCAGCACCAGUAUUGUCCCUUCCAGAUGAUCAAGGAAAUUUUGUGAUUUAUAGUGAUGCCUCUUAUAAAGGAUUAGGAUGUGUAUUGAUGCAGCAUGAUAAAGUUAUUGCGUAUGCGUCUAGACAACUUAAACCUCAUGAACAAAAGUACCCUACUCAUGACUUGGAGCUAGCAGCUAUUGUAUUUGCAUUGAAAAUAUGGAGACACUAUCUGUACGGAGAAAAAUGUGAGAUUUAUACAGAUCAUAAAAGUUUGAAGUACAUCUUUACCCAGAAGGAGCUUAACAUGAGACAAAGGAGAUGGCUAGAGUUGAUUAAGGAUUAUGAUUGUACGAUUAAGUAUCAUCCAGGAAAAGCAAAUGUUGUAGCAGAUGCUUUAAGUAGAAAGGAGAGGUUAAACGUAUUGACUGUGCCAGAGGAAUUAUAUAAAGAGUUUCAGAAGUUGGAAAUCGAGGUAAGAAUUCAUGAACCAUCAGAGGUAGCAGUGUAUACCAUGACCUUUCAACCAGAGCUAGUAGAAAAGAUUAAGAAGUGCCAGGAAGCGGUAAUGGAUCAGGAUGUAAACAAGUUAGUAGGAGAAGAGUUAUGUACACAGAAAGAUGAUCAAGGGAUUUUUAGAUUUUCUUCCAGGAUAUGGAUUCCACCGGCGUUUCUUAUCCGUGAAUCUAGUGUUAAAUUGAUUGAUAUGGUUGGAUUGAGCAUGAAGAGAGGAGUCUGUACGUGCCAUCGGUUUAACCGUAUGACCCCUGUAGAGGUCACCGGAGUCUGGGGAAUGACUCGCCGGCGGCGAGUUUUCUCGAGAUUAUUCCGGCCAAUUCCGGUUGAUUCUGGUAAUAUUGAGUGCAUGAGUGAGUUGUAG
Daucus carota subsp. sativus is the source of this 2826-nucleotide messenger RNA. RefSeq lists its product as uncharacterized. The record is from RefSeq and is a predicted model, not a curated record. The coding region runs from base 1 to 2826 and encodes 941 amino acids. The transcript has 6 exons. Lineage: Eukaryota; Viridiplantae; Streptophyta; Magnoliopsida; Apiales; Apiaceae.